AUGUCCAUUCUUAUAUUACCGGGGCCGCAAGCUCUUUCUGCCUUUCGUGUGGAAAACUUGGUCAAAGGGAUCGAGACACACUGCAACAGCUCUUCAGUGAUUUCAGAAGUGCGUUCGUGCUACGUCCACUACGUUGACAUUGAAGGCGAAGAACCUUUGUCAGACAAGGAACAGCAGCUUUUGGAGGUGCUUUUAACGUACGACCAGGCUUUGGAUAGUCAAGAUUCUUACGCACAGCAACUGAAAGCAGGUGUGACUUCUGAGAGCGAGAAGCAAGGCCCGGACACGUACUUGGUUAAAAUUCUCCCCAGACCCGGAACGAUCUCCCCAUGGUCUUCAAAAGCCACGAAUAUUGCUCGUGUGUGCGGCUUAGAAUCCAAGAUCGGGCGAAUUGAGCGUGGAUUGGCCCUUCUUAUCAAGACCGUUCCUGGUUUCCCACUUGUGGAGAAUCUCAACGAUAUCUCUCUCAAAUCUUGUUACGACAGAAUGACGCAGCAGCUUUUUUUGACCGAAAGUCCUAAACUAGAAGCUAUUUUUUCUCAUGAAUCUCCUAAGCCUUUGGCUCAUGUUCCACUGGUUUCCGAUAAAUCUGCUUCUCCAAAAGAUACUUUAGAAAAAGCCAACAAAAAUCUUGGACUAGCGCUAGACAAGGGCGAGAUAGAAUACUUAAUCGGCGCUUUUGUCAACACACUUCAGAGAGAUCCUUCCGAUGUAGAACUUUUCAUGUUUGCACAGGUCAAUUCGGAGCAUUGUCGCCACAAGAUUUUUAACGCUGACUGGACCAUUGAUGGCCUUCAGAAGCAGCUAACUCUCUUCAAAAUGAUCAGAAAUACGCACGCGCAUGUUCCAGACUACACAAUCAGUGCUUAUUCUGACAAUUCUGCAGUCCUAGACACGGGCAAUGAUUCGUACUACUUUGCUCCUGACUAUAAGACCAAGGAGUGGAAAGCAAUCAAGGAAAAUGUGCCAAUGUUAGUGAAAGUUGAGACGCACAAUCACCCAACUGCCGUCUCGCCUUUCCCAGGUGCGGCCACUGGCUCAGGUGGUGAAAUCAGAGAUGAAGGCGCCACUGGUAGAGGCUCUAAAUCCAAGUGUGGUUUGAGCGGUUUUGCAGUUAGUGAUCUUCUAAUUCCCGGUUUCAAGCAACCGUGGGAACUAGAUGUCGGCAAGCCAAACCACAUUGCCUCCGCUUUGGACAUUAUGGUAGAGGCGCCAUUGGGUUCUGCUGCAUUUAACAAUGAGUUUGGUAGACCAUGUAUUAACGGCUAUUUCAGAACAUUGACUACCAAGGUCAAAAAUGCAGACCACAAAGACGAAGUCAGAGGAUUUCAUAAACCAGUUAUGAUGGCUGGUGGAUUUGGUGCCGUCAGACCACAGUUUGCUUUGAAAAACAAGCCAAUUACUCCAGGUUCCAGCUUAAUUGUUCUAGGCGGUGAGUCCAUGCUUAUCGGUCUAGGUGGUGGUGCCGCAUCUUCUAUAAACUCAGGUGAAGGUUCUGCUGCUCUAGAUUUUGCCUCGGUCCAAAGAGGAAAUCCUGAAAUGGAGCGCCGUUGUCAACAAGUAAUUGAUGCCUGUGUCUCCCUAGAUUCUGGUAACCCAAUUCAAUCGAUCCAUGAUGUUGGUGCCGGUGGGUUGUCUAACGCCUUGCCAGAGCUAGUUCAUGAUAAUGAUCUUGGUGCUAAGUUCGACAUCAGAAAGGUGCUAUCGUUGGAACCAGGUAUGUCACCUGUUGAAAUAUGGUGUAACGAAUCGCAAGAGCGUUAUGUUCUCGGUGUUUCUCAACAAAACGUGUCCUUAUUUGAAGAGAUCUGCAAGAGAGAAAGAGCGCCAUAUGCCAUAGUGGGACAUGCCACUGCGGAGCAGAGAUUGAUUGUCGAGGAUCCACUGCUGAAGAGCACUCCUAUCGAUUUAGAGAUGUCUAUUCUGUUUGGAAAGCCUCCAAAAAUGACAAGAGAAGCCAUCACACAACCCUUAAGCUUACCUCCAGCUGAUUUGACCACUAUCCCAUCUCUUGAGGAUGCUGUUCAGAGAGUUUUGUCCCUGCCAACAGUUGGUUCUAAAUCAUUCUUAAUUACUAUUGGUGACAGAACCGUAACCGGACUCAUCGACAGAGAUCAGUUUGUGGGGCCAUGGCAAGUACCUGUCGCUGAUGUUGGUGUAACAGGUACCGCGCUUGGUGAUGGUAUUUGUAGAACUGGAGAAGCCUUGGCAAUGGGUGAAAGGCCAACAAAUGCUUUGAUUUCUGCGGCAGCUUCUGCCAAGCUUUGUGUCGCUGAGUCUUUGUUAAAUCUGUUUGCUGCUGAUGUGAAGUCUCUAAAGCAUAUCAAAUUAUCUGCAAACUGGAUGUCUCCGGCCUCGCAUCAAGGUGAAGGAUCUAAGCUUUAUGAAGCCGUUCAAGCUAUUGGUAUGGACCUAUGUCCUGAUUUGGAUAUCUCUAUCCCCGUUGGCAAGGACUCGAUGUCUAUGAAAAUGAAAUGGGGAGAAAAUGAGGUAACCGCGCCUUUGACUUUGAACAUUACUGCUUUCGGUCCCGUCAAUGAUACAUCCAAAACUUGGACUCCGGUUUUAAAGAAAAAAGACGGCACUGUUUUAGUUCUUGUUGAUAUGGCAGCCAAGGAAGCGAAUCACUCUCUUGGAGGUUCAGCCCUCUUACAAGUUUACAACCAAGUCGGUAACACUUCGCCUACAGUUCAUAACAACAAAAUUUUUAAGGGCCUCUUGGAAUCGCUGCUGAUGCUUCAUCAAACAAAUCUUGUGUAUUCCUAUCACGAUAGAUCAGAUGGCGGUCUAUUUGUCACUUUGUUAGAAAUGGCAUUUGCUUCCAGAUGCGGUAUUGACAUGGUCUUGGACCAGAACACUGACGUCUACACUCCAUUGUUUAAUGAAGAGUUAGGCUGCGUUUUCCAAAUCUCCGAAAACUCGCUCCCAGAGUUUGUGGAGAUAUUCGCCAAGCACGGCGUUUCUUCAGACCACAUAUCUAUCGUGGGAAGACCUAACCUCAAAUCUCAAGUUGUGACUAUAAGAGAUAAAUCUGGUCUUGUGAAAUACAAAAACACCAGGGCUUCGCUACAGAAAACAUGGGCUGCUACAUCGUAUCAAAUUCAAAAGAGGAGAGACAAUCCCCAAGCUGCUGAUCAAGAGUUCUCCAAUAUUCUAGAUGAUAAGGACCCUGGCUUGCACUACUCUCUAGCAUAUGAUCCUACUGAUGAUUUGAAGGUGACUCAGUUGGCUGCUAUCUCAAGGCCAAAGGUCGCCAUUUUGAGGGAACAAGGUGUGAAUGGUCAAAUGGAAAUGGCCUGGUGUUUUCAACAAGCCGGAUUUACUGCAAUUGACGUUACUAUGACAGAUCUAUUGGAAGGAAGAUUUGAGUUAGAUGAUUUUGUCGGUAUUGCUGCUUGUGGUGGGUUUUCCUAUGGUGAUGUGCUGGGAGCAGGCGCCGGUUGGGCCAAAUCUGUCCUAUAUCACGAAGGUGUACGUGAACAGUUCGUCAGAUUUUUCAAUGAAAGAUCAGACACAUUUGCCUUUGGUGCUUGCAAUGGUUGCCAAUUCUUGAGCAGAUUAAAAGACAUCAUCCCAGGAUGUGAGAAUUGGCCAAGCUUUGAAAGAAACUCAAGCGAACAAUACGAAGCUCGUGUUUGUAUGGUAGAAGUAACCCAAGAUGACGGUUGCAAAAAUGAAAGUGUGUUCUUUAACGGUAUGAUUGGAUCGAGCCUACCAAUUGCUGUUGCUCAUGGUGAAGGUAGAGCAGCUUUCAAAUCUAAACGCGAGACGGAUGACUUUGAAGGCCAAGGACUCUGCAGCGUCAGAUACAUUGACAAUUACGGAAAUGUCACCAACAAAUACCCUUUCAACCCUAAUGGUGCCACUAAUAGUAUAGCUGGUGUUAGAUCUCCAAACGGUAGAGUCUUGGCGAUGAUGCCCCAUCCAGAAAGAGUAUGCAGAUUGGAGGCCAAUUCUUGGUACCCUGAAGAGAAGUACGACGAGUGGCAAGGAUACGGACCUUGGAUCAGAAUGUUUAGAUCUGCUAGGAAAUGGGUUGGUUGA
This is a messenger RNA of Lachancea nothofagi CBS 11611, 4044 nucleotides long. Lineage: Eukaryota; Fungi; Ascomycota; Saccharomycetes; Saccharomycetales; Saccharomycetaceae. The record is from the annotation of a GenBank genome assembly.